This is a messenger RNA of Wyeomyia smithii (pitcher-plant mosquito), 1372 nucleotides long. RefSeq names its product beta-lactamase-like protein 2 homolog. Gene Ontology annotation, molecular function: single-stranded RNA binding; RNA endonuclease activity. NCBI's taxonomy places the organism in Eukaryota, Metazoa, Arthropoda, Insecta, Diptera, Culicidae. Gene Ontology annotation, cellular component: mitochondrial matrix. The transcript is spliced from 5 exons. The record is from RefSeq and is a predicted model, not a curated record. Bases 449 to 1300 code for a protein of 283 amino acids.
GUCAUCCUGAUGCAGAAUCUUGGUACGAAUAUGUAAACAUUGUGCAGUUAAAAGUGUUCAAGUGCCGGGUUAGUGAAAUUCUGAUUUUAAGGAAUCAAUUGCAGCAGAUGAACGUAAUUUAUUUGUUGCAGGAAGUGAAUUACUGGAAAAGUAUUUUAUGGUAAUGAAAACGUUUACAAAAGUAUAGUGAAGAUCGUCGUCACAAAAAAAAAAAAUUUGAGCCCCCCUGAACGAACAAAAGUGGCAUCCACCGGCAACCAGCAGACAGUUGAUAACAACAAUACUAGUAACGAGUGUAAUGAUGACGGCAGUGAAAAGAUGAACUAUUUCGGUGUUCGCUAUUUUAGUAGCAUUUGUUAUUAUGUGAUUGUGGAUACAGAUUAGUUUCGGAAAAAAAAAUCGAACAGUUUGAAGUUAUUAUCAUUACCGGCUUGUUACACGUGUUAAUAUGGCAGCAAUUCCGUAUAUUACGGAGAUUUCAUCCAAGCUGAUUCGGAUUCUUGGCUGUAACCCGGGGCCUAUGACACUGCAGGGAACCAAUACGUAUAUUGUAGGAUCCGGUCGAAAGCGAAUAUUGAUUGAUGCUGGCGAUGCCGAUGUACCGGACUACAUAGGCCACCUCAAACAAGUUCUCAGGGAUAAGCAAUUUCAAAUCAACGACAUAAUAGUGACUCACUGGCAUCACGACCAUUUGGGAGGAGUGGAUGAUGUGCUAAAUGCAAUUGACAACAAAGAUUCCUGCAGAGUAUGGAAAUAUCCCCGCUCGGAUGCUACUGAAUCAUUCUCGAAAGUGAGUACAUUGAAGAACGGCCAGGUUUUUGAUAUUGAAGGAGCGAAAUUGGAAGUAGUCCAUACCCCGGGGCAUACAACAGAUCACGUAAUAGUUGUGCUGCGUGAAGAGCAGGCUGUUUUCAGUGGAGACUGUAUUCUUGGUGAAGGAUACACUGUUUUCGAAAACCUGGAUGAUUAUAUCAAAAGCUUACAGGUGAUUCAAAGUUUUCAACCGGUUGUCAUAUAUCCCGGACAUGGAAACAUUAUUCCCGACCCAAUGACGCGUAUUUCACAGUACAUACACCAUCGAAUGGAACGUGAGGCCCAAAUUAUGGCCGUUUUCAAAAAGCAUCCAAAUGAUGAGUUUACCGAAAUGGAUUUGGUGAAGAGGAUCUACACCGAUACGCCGGAACAAUUGUGGCCAGCGGCGGCCAUUAAUGUGAACCAUCAUUUGCAAAAGCUUGCGACGGAAAACAAGUUAGUCUUUGGUGGUAACUACUGGAAGCUUGUUCCGUCUUCUUCAUUGUAGAAACUAGUAAAAAUAGCGAAAUUGUGUUAAAUAUACGUUAAAAUAUAAUAGAAGUUGUUUGACUAUGUAAAA